This is a messenger RNA of Caenorhabditis elegans, 1011 nucleotides long. Lineage: Eukaryota; Metazoa; Nematoda; Chromadorea; Rhabditida; Rhabditidae. The record is from the annotation of a RefSeq genome assembly.
AUGUCGACCGAUCUUAAUAUUGAAUUCGUUGUACCAAAUUAUGUAUCUCAUCACUUUUAUGUUUCUGGAGUUAUUUCAAUAUUUGCUAACAUAUUUAUAAGUUACUUAUUGUAUUUUAAAGGGAAAAAGCUUGAAAAAUUUCGAUAAUAUCUUCUCACCUAUCAGAUUUUUUGUGCAAUUGGUGAUCUACAUUUAUCUGUAUUCAUGCAACCUAUUGGUUUAUUUCCAAUAACGGCAGGCUACAGUAACGGGCUUUUGGGACAGGUUUUAUCAGUUCGUGUCGAUAUUCAAAUGACUAUACUGUCACUUUUAGCCAGCUUACAAGUAAACAGCUUGAAUGUUUGUUUUCUUAAAAAGUAUCGAACAAUUGGAGAUAUGAGUGCCCGACUCCAACUUCCUGUUGUAGUGUAUAAAUUAUCGGUUUUUGUUCUUAGUAGCUAUCCAUUUUUGUUUUCUGGGGCAUUCUUUUUGAGUGGCAUUCUUCGAGAAGAACAGUUUGAAAUCAUUAAAAAAGAGUAUCCUUUUUAUGAGAAACAAUUUCGUUCCCUAAAAAACUUCCAGCUAUAUAUAAUGAACUUCUGGAUGUCUGUUUAUUUUUUUCUUGCAAUGUUUGGAUGUAUCCAAUCUGGAGUUACAAUUGGGGUUUCUGUUUUACAAAUGGUUAGAACACUUCACGAAGUGAAAGCGUUAAUAUCAAAAACCACGUGGAAAAAACACAAAAUAGCAGUACGGAAUUUGGCCUUACAGGUGCAUUCACACAAGAUUCUAUAUUACACAUUUGUGAAAUUUCAGUUUCAAAGCUCGUUGAUUGGAAUUGUGCCAGCUGUUUCUAUCGCAUUUGUAGUCGUUAUACCCACAAAAUAUGAAAGAUCAUUGGACUCUUUUCAACAUUUAACACUUUUUGCUUUUUUGUUCAUUGGUAUGUUCGUUAAAGUUGCAAAAACUUUUUUUAACCUAGAUUAUUCGCAGUAUUGGAAAGAAAACUUAGAGUUUGUGUCAUUUCAUAAAUAA